AUGGCGGCCUCCAUUGCGGCGCACAGGUUACAUAUGAGUGGAAGGGGUAAUCUCGUAAAAUGUCUCCAAAAGGUGGACACCUAUUUUCACAGAAGAGUUGGAACGACAGCUGUUCCAGCCCACGCCGACGUGCCGAUAAAGGACGAAACAAGUGAAAAAGAUGGACCUUUGUCCUUUUAUGCUGUUCAAGCCCAACGUAAAGAGCAGGCAGAAAGAUCUGUUCUCAUCAACUGCCCCCCCAAAAUCAAUGAUAAAAACAUCCUCAAGUUUUUAUCUUUACAUGGUGAUGUUAAAAAUUACUUUACUUAUGAAAGCUAUGGCAUGUAUGCAGUGGUAGAAUUUGCUUCACGAGACAGUGUCUCCUCAUUACUUGAUGUUGCCAGUGUUCCCAGCAACAACCAUGAAUCGACGGUUCCUUAUAAAUCAAGACUACUGACACUCAGAGGUCCAAAAGAAGUGACUAACCAACAGUCCAGGAAACAGAACCACCCACAGACUACUAUACCCAUUAAUGAGCUGAUUCAAAGAGUUUCCCAAGAGAAAAGUAUAGACCAACAAAUAGUGUCCUUGACUGAAGCCUACCAGCUCACUGAGGAAAACAGUCGACUGCGUUUCCUCGUCUGCUCUCUGGUCAAAGACAUUGCAAGUGCCUAUUUCCCAGAAUGCUCAGUUGAACUGUUUGGAUCAUCAGUGAAUGGCUUUGGAAAGCUGGGCUGCGAUUUGGACAUGUUUCUGGACCUAGAUGGCAUCAGUGGAAGAAAUUUAAAGAUGCCAAAAUCCAGUUUGGCAGUCGAGUACCAGAUGAAGCAGGCCGCUUCUGAGCGCAGUGCCACACAAAGCAUCCUGUCUGUCAUUGGCGGAUGUGUGGAUGAGUUUGGACCUGGCUGUGUUGGUGUACAGAAGAUCCUGAAUGCCCGAUGCCCCCUGGUCCGUUUUGCUCAUCAGCCUUCUGGUUUCCAGUGUGACCUCACUGCCAACAACAGGGUGGCGAUGAAGAGCUCGGAGCUACUUUACCUUUAUAGUCAACUGGACCCUCGAGUACGUCACCUGGUGUUCACUGUACGCUGUUGGGCCCGAGCACAUGGAGUGACCAGUAGCAUACCUGGGGCCUGGAUCACCAACUUCUCUCUCACCGUCAUGGUGCUGUUCUUUCUGCAACAGAGAAGCCCGCCUAUCAUCCCUACUCUGGACCACCUACGAGAACUCGCAGGUCCCGCAGACAAGAGCGUGAUCGAGGGGAAUGAUUGCACAUUUGUCAGCGACUUCGACAGGAUCCAACUCUCGGGCAACACAGAAACACUCGAGAAACUGCUUUGUGAAUUCUUCGAGUUUUAUGCCUCCUUUUCAUUCAAGCAGAAGUCCAUAAAUAUCAGAAAGGGCAAAGAGCAGAACAAGCCUGAGGCUGCCCCGUUGCACAUCCAGAACCCGUUUGAAACAGCCCUGAACGUCAGCAAGAACGUCAACGGCACACAACUACAACGAUUUGUGGCUUUGUGUCAGGAGAGUACCUGGCUGCUUCAACAGAGCGAUACCAUCACACCCAAAGGGGGCUACACGGUCACGGCUUGGGGACUAGCAACUCUUCUGCUCCCUUCGCAGAUUGCAGCGGUCAAAAGUGGAAAGAAGAUGAAAAGGGAGCCUGCUAGCGAGAGGAUCAAGAGCUUGUUAGAAUCCCUGAAAAAUAAAAAACAACCAAGGACCUAA
Messenger RNA from Nerophis lumbriciformis (worm pipefish), 1704 nucleotides. NCBI's taxonomy places the organism in Eukaryota, Metazoa, Chordata, Actinopteri, Syngnathiformes, Syngnathidae. The record is from RefSeq and is a predicted model, not a curated record.